GAAAAAAAAUUUAGGAACCUUAGUAAUUUCCCAGAAGGCUAGCUGACGAGUUGUGCGUGGAAGCAGCGUGUGGCCACUAAAGAGAGUUCAGCCCCUUCUUCUACCUAGGAGGAGGAGGAGUGGUGUGUUCUCUCCGUUUGAAGUUGGGAGACGAAAUUGGUGAUUAAUUGCUUCGCUCGUAACAUACGUUAAGAAGAGCAAGGUGAAGAAGAGGAGCUAGCCAUAGCUAUGUAGUACGAUUAUUUGAUAGAAAGAUUUGUGAAGGACCCAGCCAUGGACAGGUACGUCUUUGGAAUAUUGAAGGGAGCUGCUGGUCUUGCUGCCGAUGCCAAUGCGUUCCAUGAAUUCUUCAAAUGGGUCAAACCACACAUCUUAGCUGCCACACGUACUCAGCGGCAAGUGGAUUCAGGAGGGCUAGCAUCAGCAUCAGCUGGAGACAACAGAACAGCUGCACAGCACCAAAUUCAGGAUGAAGAUAAGCUUGAGAAGCUCGAGCACAGCCUUUGGGCGAUCCAAACAACCAUUACAUCCACAAUGUAUGACCUCAUCGACCGUCUUGAAUGGCAGAGCCACAAGGAAACAGAAGCCAGACACCUUCGCCAGAUAAAGGAUGUAGUGUACGAUGCUGAGGACCUCCUUGAUGAGUACAAUUACUAUGCUCUAAAGGUGAAGGUGGAAGCGAGCAAGAACGACUUGGGGCAAGAUCACAGGCAUAAAACCUUUCUGGAGUUCUUGGACAGUGUUAACUUCAGCAAAGUGAUGGAAAUCCAAGACAGAUUGAAGCUUGUUCUUGACCAAUCCAAGGAUUUGGACUUGCACAAAACACCCAAGAAGUUUGACCGAUUAGUCAGACCAGAGACAUGCCGUGUCCUCGACGAGCCAAAGAUAUUUGGUCGUGAAAAAGAACUGGAGGAAUUGAAGCAAAUGCUAGGAGUGCAUCAACGCAAGAGAGGCAGGCCUGUGGCACGCCCCACAACAGGUGAAGCAAGAAGGGCAGAGUUACCUGUGUUACCCAUAGUUGGCAUGGGCGGUGUCGGGAAGACAACCAUGGCCCAACAAAUCUGCGAGGAUGGAGCGGUACAGAAACACUUUGGCUGCAUAAUCUGGAUAUGUGUUUCGGAUGAGUUCGAAGUAAACAGGUUAACAAAAGAGGUUCUGAAGUCUCUUGGAGAAAAAAACUCACAAGACACUGAUUCAAGGGAUACUCUUAUGGUCAAUUUACGUGAUCGUGUCAAGUCAAAGAAGUUCUUUCUUGUCCUGGAUGACAUGUGGGAUGAUGUCUUAAAAGAUGAGAAAGGAUGGAGGACAUUUCAUAGAGCUUUAAGCAAUGGUCUCGAGGGUAGUAAGAUUUUAGUCACUACUAGAUCUUCCAAGGUUGCUAACCUAGUCAGCAACAGUAAUCACUAUGAGCUGAAGGGAUUACAAGAGGAUAUUUUGUGGAAUUUCUUCAAACUAUGUGCAUUCGGAUCCAACAGUUCUCCCAAUAACCCAGACUUGGAGUGCAUUGGUAGAGAUAUACUUCCCAAGUUGAAGGGUUCACCUUUGGCUGCCAAAACUCUUGGACGCUUGUUGAAAAGCAACCUAAGCAUAGAGCAUUGGGAGGACAUAUCAAAAAAUGAGCUGUGGCGAUUACAACAAGACGAGACUGACAUUUUGCCAGCCCUUCGACUGAGUUAUGUGUACUUGCCACAGUACAUGAAAAGAUGUUUCUCAAUCUGUGCUCUGUUUCCAAAGGAUCACAUAUUUGAAAAGGAGUUUUUAGCAGAUAUCUGGGUAGCACAAGGCUACGUGGAGCCUCAAGAUGCAUCUUCUUGCUUUGAUGACCUUGCAAAUCGGUCUUUUUUUCAGCAUGCAGCUCGUCAGAAUAAUAAGUACGUAAUUCAUGACUUGAUACACGAUACUGCACAGCUAGUCUCCAAGGAUGAGUGCUUCAUCAUUCAACAUGUAAGUGACCUAGCUAAAAUCCCUUCCAAGGUUCGCCAUCUGUCAAUAUCUACUGAUGGAAAUAUCAGCUGUGAACAAUUAGUGUAUAUUUGCACACAACACAAAAAACUGCGGUCCUUGGUAUGCAAAAAAUCUUACAGAGGUCGAAAAGGUGUUGCUCCUAUGAUUGAUCGUUGGUUCAUGGAACUUGACAAUAUCCGUGUAUUGAUUUUUAAUCUUUCAACAGUGCAAGAGUUACCUAAAAGCAUAGCCAACUCAAAACAUUUGCGUUACCUUGGUUUAUUCGGAAGUUCUACUUUCGAGACCCUUCCUUCAUCUGUUAGCCUGAUGUAUCAUCUCCAGACUAUAAAUGCCAAGGAUUGUAAAUUCAAAAGAUAUCCUGAACGUUUGGGCAAUCUGAUUUCCUUAAAUAAAAUUAUAUCAAGGGGCUUCAGAUAUAUUAAGAAUAACUUUGAUGAGCUAUACCUAAGUUGGCCGGAAAGAAAUAAUGACGAGACACAGAUGACAGAGGAACAGAUUAAAUUGUUACCACAUCCACAUUGGAAUUUUCAGCAUUUGAUAAUAGAGUAUUACCCAGGUGAAUCUUUCUCCAGCUGGCACUGGCCUGACUUGCUGUCAAUGCUAACUUCACUUAGAGUUACUGGUUGCAAGAACAUUCAGAGCCUAUCCCUCACACCCAUCUCUGUCUCUGAGGCAAGCAGAAAUUGCACUGUUGAAGUAUUUUCAUCCCUUUCAAAAGUCAUUAUUAAUCGUUGCGAUGCACUAUUGAGUCUUGAUGAGUUCCUGAUGCCCGCUUAUAUGCCUGCCCUGAAGAGUAUUGUGGUGGAUGCUUGUUACCAAUUGGCAUCUCUGCCGGUUGAUCAGCUCCACCGUUUUUCUCGAUUGGAGGAGUUAGGCAUUUCAGCAUGUCCCGAGUUGAAUAUGCAGAGGAUAAUGACAUUACCAUCCUCUCUUCAGAAGCUCUGCCUAUGGAAUUGUCCAAGCAUAGAGCGCAUUGAUAACAGCCAUCUGGGGAGUUCUCCGGCACCGCAGUUACUCGGACUUCACCUUCGUAGAUGUCCAGAUCUCACUUCUGUUCUUGGUGUAAUAUCUCUUCCCGAAAUAGGGAACGUAUCCAUAGAUAAUUGCCCCAAGCUGACGGAGAUUCAACAGCCUUUCAGAAGAGGUUAUGCCUGGCCUAAUUAAAGUUGCACAUGUGAAAAUGAGCUGUACAAGGUUCCGUUUGGCUGGCGUCAUGGGCACAGGAGUGGAAGAUGUGGGAGAUAGUCUGCAGAAGAAAAGCUCAGUUUAAUUAAGCUGUGGUCUGGAUGCUUUCUUGGCCACUUGGGGAUUGUAAUUCUGUAUGAUGAAUAAAAAAAAAACAAUGUUCUAGGUAGAAUGUUAUUCUCCUAGAGUGUUUGGGUCUUUUGGCACCUGGGUAAUAUGUGAUGCACAGCAAACCUUGCUGUAGAACUCCUCUGAAUUAUAAAACUUUGUAAUAAGUGGUUGUAGCUUCUUUGAAGUCAAGGUUGGAUAUUUAUCCAUUAUCUAAAAAAGAACUCCUCUUAUUUU
Molecule: messenger RNA, 3495 nt
Organism: Oryza brachyantha (malo sina)
Lineage: Eukaryota; Viridiplantae; Streptophyta; Magnoliopsida; Poales; Poaceae
Product: putative disease resistance protein RGA3
Exons: 4
Coding region: 274-3129 (951 amino acids)
Biological process (GO): defense response to other organism
Molecular function (GO): ADP binding
Source: RefSeq, a predicted model, not a curated record